Spizellomyces punctatus DAOM BR117 is the source of this 3748-nucleotide messenger RNA. RefSeq lists its product as uncharacterized. The transcript is spliced from 8 exons. The record is from RefSeq and is a predicted model, not a curated record. Gene Ontology annotation, molecular function: chitin synthase activity. Gene Ontology annotation, cellular component: cell septum; cell periphery. The coding region runs from base 202 to 3651 and encodes 1149 amino acids. Lineage: Eukaryota; Fungi; Chytridiomycota; Chytridiomycetes; Spizellomycetales; Spizellomycetaceae.
GCAAAGCACAGGUCAUCUGUUUUUCGCCCUUCGCCCAGCCUACCCGCCCCCCCAACGCAGGCGGAUUUUUUUUUCUUUUGAGCGUUGGCCGAGUUCCUCCCCGCUGGGGAAUGGUGACAAGGAGCAUAGGGCAUCUGCUGAGCUAGUUUUUGUAGCGUUUUUAAAGCUGUGGAGAAAGGUUUCAAGAUUAGUACCUAAAUCAUGCAUUCAUACGUCAACCCUCACGGAGGGAUGGACCUGGAGGAACUUCCGGUAGACUCGAAUGCGACAGGGCACUCGUCCCUCCCUGGGUACACUCCGGCCCCCAGUCCACCAAGUAGAAACUUCCGCGAAAAGGCACUACCGCAACGGCCGUCGGGGUUACCAAUGCCACCGGCGACGUACUCCAUUCCAAAUUAUACUGACAUCUUCCCUGCCCGCUACGCGGCCGAUGCGGAUUCUGUAGAAGCUAUGCGCAAGUCGAUGCAAUCGGCGCGGAGGGCACACACCCUGUCCAGACCAGAGCGUCAGCGGAGUACUCGACGUGCAAUAUUGCGCUCUCCGAGCGCAGGUCCUCCUGCUGCCCGCGCUGGAGCAACCCGGCACAGAAAUCCGUUGUCACAAAUGCCAGAAGGUGCUCACAAAGUUGUGCAUGAUUAUGCCGAUAAUAAUUCAUCCGAAAUAUGGCCUUGGUUUGCGAGGAUUGUGACAUGCUGUUUCCUGCCACCUUGUCUAAGGGCUUGCGGGAAAACGGAAAGAGCUGUACAACAGGCCUGGCGCGAAAAGGUUGCCCUCUGUAUGAUCAUUGCCGUCAUAUGUGGCAUGGUUGCAUUCUUGACCGUUGGAUUACAAAGGGUGCUCUGUCCGAGCUCCACCAACGAAGGCCGGGUUGCCAUGUUCAACAAGGACACCAAGGCUUUUAAUCCAGGCUCGAGCAAUACAGUUAUCAUUUCUGGCUACGAAUACAAUUUUCAGGGAGUCCAAGCGGCUUUGCAAGCAAGAGGGUUUGUUUUGGACACAGUCUGGUCCGGCGUUGACAUCUCCCGCCUUUUUGCGGCGAAUGCAGAUGGGUCGUGUGGGGCAUAUUAUACGAGCAAAAUUACUUGCACGUUUCCAAACUCUGUUCUCAUCAGUCCCACUGGGAACUGUGCCGACAUUCGGUGGGUUCAGAAUGUGAAAAAGGUGCAGCGCUUCACGGAAUGGAACAACGUGGAUGGCAAAACUAAGCCUCCACACGCUUUGACUGUCUAUAAUGGAGCGUUGAUAAAUCUGACCGACUACCUGACUGGACCGCAGCAAGCGAGUAAUCGGCUUACGCCAUUGUUUUUCGACAAUUUGGGAAAGGAUGGCACUUACAGCUAUGUCAGAACCGCGGACGCACGCCAUGGAAUAGAAUGCCUACAGAGGACGUAUCGCGUUGGCUUCGUUGGUGAGGAGACGACAGGCUGCAUCUCUUCAAUGGUGAUCCAGACAGUGUCCUUGAUCAUAAUUUUGGGCGUUGUGAUAAGCCGGUUUUUAAUGGCUAUCUGGUUCCACUGGUUCGGCUCGCCGAACUUGACAAAGAAACCAAGGCAUACGAAUAUGCCGGUGCCAGUAGGCUCGAAUGGCCGCGCACCAUAUUCGGGGUCAUACUCUGGUUCCUACGGCGACUCGAGUUACUCUCCCAAUGGCGACGCAGACCUGUACACUAUCCUGCUUGUGACAUGCUACUCAGAAGGGGAAGAGGGGAUUCGCGGAACACUUGACUCGCUUGCCAAUACGGAUUUCCCGGAUGACAAGAAGCUUCUUUUCGUCGUGGCUGAUGGGUUAAUUACGGGUUCGGGCAAUGACCGGUCCACUCCUGACAUAAUUAUUGGGAUGAUGGAGCAAGACUCACGAUUACCUGCGCCAGAACCAAAGAGUUAUAUCGCCAUUGCGGAUGGUACCAAGCAACAUAACAUGGCCAAAGUGUAUGCUGGACACUACGUACUCGGAAAUCAUCGAGUUCCAAUGAUCGCGGUUGUUAAAUGCGGGACACCUACUGAAGCCACGCAGCCAAAGCCGGGCAAUCGGGGCAAGCGCGAUUCACAGCUGAUCAUUAUGAAUUUUCUGAGUCGUACUUUGUUCAAUGAUCGCAUGACUGCUUUGGACUAUGAACUGUUUUACCGGAUUCAGCAAAUUGCAACCACAGCGGAUAUGUACGAAGCGAUACUGAUGGUGGACGCUGACACAAAAGUGGCUCCGGAUUCGUUGGGGCACAUGGUCAGUGCAAUGAAGAACGACGUCAGUAUCAUGGGUCUCUGCGGAGAAACUCGCAUCGCCAACAAGACUGCAAGUUUCACAUCUGCCAUUCAAGUGUUUGAAUACUACAUUUCUCACCAUCUCGGUAAAGCUUUCGAAUCUGUCUUUGGAGGUGUGACCUGUCUUCCGGGGUGCUUUUGCAUGUACCGCAUCAAAGCCCCAAAGGGUGAUAUGGGAGCAACCGUUCCGAUCAUAACAAACCCGGGUAUUGUGGAGGAAUACUCGGAAAACGUUGUUGACACAUUACACAAGAAGAAUCUCUUGCUGCUGGGCGAAGACCGCUUCCUCUCAACGUUGAUGCUGCGUAAUUUCCCUCACAGGAAGAUGGUGUUUGUACCGCAAGCUAUAUGUUGGACGAUGGUCCCUGAAAAAUUUAGAGUCUUGCUCUCUCAACGGCGAAGAUGGAUCAACUCUACGGUGCAUAAUCUGCUGGAGCUUGUCUUGGUCCGGGAUUUGUGCGGUACAUUCUGCUUCAGUAUGCAAUUUGUUGUUCUCCUCGAGCUGGUUGGAACGGUGGUUCUCCCUGUCGCUAUUUGUCUGACCCUGUACCUUAUCAUUUCUGCCGUCGUCUCGCAAUCCGCUGAAGUAGUCCCAUUCCUAAUGCUGGCGGCGAUUCUGGGUCUUCCAGGGUUACUCAUCAUUGUUACCACGCGGAAAUUCGUCUACAUUAUGUGGAUGCUUGUAUAUUUAAUUUCGCUCCCAAUCUGGAACUUUGUACUGCCAGCGUAUGCUUAUUGGCAUUUUGAUGACUUUUCGUGGGGUGAGACGCGAAAGGUCGAAGGGGAGCAAAAAGGGGAUUUCCACGGGAAGAAAGAGGGUCAAUUUGAGUCGAGUGCAGUUAGCAUGAAAAAAUGGGCUGAAUGGGAAAGAGAUCGUCUGUUGUUUGAGCGGUAUCAACUCUCAUCUGAACAUGACAAGGAGACAGAAUAUCGGCAGCAGAACCCUAGACUUGUGACACCGCAACAGGCCCCGCAUCCCUCGCAUUAUUCAUACCCGCACGACCAACGUGCGUCACAAUUGGGGAUCCCUGCAGAAUUUCCAUACCAUCCUGUUUCCGUACCUCCACCUCCACGUGAGCGCACUUCAAUGCCUCCCACCGUGGGUGGGGUCGCUGACUGGCCGCCACCUCCAGGCGGAAGCAAAGACCAGCACUACCCUCCGCUUCUAAUGGGAGGCCUUCCCCGUCCUCCCGCAGCCUUUCCAUCGAAUCGACCCGUUUCUUCCGCACUGUUCCCUCGAUCAGAGUCCGACUUGGGCCCUUCAUAUGAGAUGAACAUGACAGCGCCACGACCUACGGCUGCUUCUGGAAUACGUAAUGGAAGUAUUGAAUCUGCCUUGGAGUCUAGCUCCUCUGGAAGUUCCUCCUCCAAAGGGAAGCAAAGGGCAAUCUAAAAAUGAGGUGUUUGCAGAUAUGUACUUGUAGUAGUAGUCUUAAUUGUAUACGAUAUAUUUUUAUAUAACCUUUGGAUUAUCAUUUCAUGUUUUCUUC